Messenger RNA from Lytechinus variegatus (green sea urchin), 6030 nucleotides. Its product is annotated as receptor-type tyrosine-protein phosphatase eta-like. Gene Ontology annotation, biological process: protein dephosphorylation. The transcript has 26 exons. Bases 881 to 5803 code for a protein of 1640 amino acids. Lineage: Eukaryota; Metazoa; Echinodermata; Echinoidea; Temnopleuroida; Toxopneustidae. Gene Ontology annotation, molecular function: protein tyrosine phosphatase activity; protein binding. The record is from RefSeq and is a predicted model, not a curated record.
UUUGCAAUUUUGGCGCACAGGUGAUUUCGCUUGAACACGAGUACAGUAGUAUGUAGUGUUUCGCCUGGAGGCACAUGCGACCUUUUACCUAUCCUGCCGUCAACAUGGUAACCCGUUUCAUGGGAGAGUAGCGAGAAGGAAUUAACUUUGUUUUCAAUCAUGUAACGAUUAAUGUGUCCAUUCCACCAUGAUUUUGCUUGGAGGCAAAAAUGAUUUUACCAGCUUACAAAUGCCAAGGGGAGUAGCAUGAAAUUGGAACGAAGUUUUUGAGAAAUAUGUAUUAUGUACGUCAUCUUUUGAGUGUUCGUUUCUGUGUUGGCACAAUGAAAGACAUGUUCUUUACUUGCUUUCGAGUUUUAGGGUCUACGUUACUUUGUUUCAGCGACUGUAGCCUUCUUCCCAACCAGUAUAUCUCUAUUAGUUGACUGCUGAAAGGAAAUAAAAGGCGAGUUGUGGAAUACAGAAGAUCGUGAGAAUGACAAAGUUUUGGAUGUUUGAAGGUUUGCACGGUGGCAUGUACAAUAUUGACAAAGUUUUGUUUUAAUAUUAGAACAUGAAAUCAUGUAAGGAACCUGGUAACAGAUUUGUGAAUCAAGGAGCCAGCUAGUGUCUGCGGAUAUCAUUGGAUCAAAUACUGCGAAAUUAGGAUUACCUGAAAACCAGCAAAAAAUUCGAAAAGUUAUACAUGUGACACUGCAUUAAACAAACCUUUUUGGUCAAGUUCAACCAGUAUCCGUGGACUACUUCUAGGAGGCGAUCCCAGAAAUGCACCUAAUCCUCUCUAAAUAGGAUAUAAUUAGGUAUACAAUCGGAUAACCUCAAGGAGGACUAGUUAAUCAUGCUUCAGUGAUAUUCGAGAUCUGUCGAUCGAUCAGGAAUCAUGGAUUUACUCGUACACAUCGUUGCAAUACUAACCGUCGUGCAAUCAACAUGGUCGUCACCUCAAACCAGCACAGCGCCACCUAUCGGCAGCCUGAGCCUAAGAUACACGAACACAAGUACUACAAAAGCAACUGAAAUUAGAACUGAGUUCCCAGUCAGUAGUCCUUCCCAAAUAACAGUUAGCAGCGUUGACACGAACCUUGGGACUACAUCGUUGUUACUGAUGGAAACUUCAAAGGCACAUUCCGAGCAAAACUUUACAAAAAGCAGUAGCGAUGUUUUAAAUACAACAAAUUCACCAGCCAGUUCAUCGACUUUACAAUCUAUUGUUAGUGCAUCCCAAAUGGAUCAAACAAGGACUACAGUCGUAAGGACAGAUCUCGGAAACGGGUCGACGCCAAGCCCUGAUAAUAUCAGUGGAUUGGCUGACACUUCAGCCACUUCAGGAACGUCCUUCACCACAGGCAUCACACCAAGUUAUAUACCAUCUAAGAAAGUGACGCAGGUUACUUCAGAGGACCAUUCUGGAGCAACUGGUCCUGUAGAUAAUAUCAGCGAGGGACCUAUUACUUCAAGUAGUCCAGAGCCGUCUGGCACCACAGUGGUCUCACCAAGUUAUGUGCCACCUAAGGAAGUGACACGAUUUACUUCAGAGGAUAAUUCUAAAACCCCCAGUCCUGUUGAUAAUGUUAGCCAAGGGUCUAUUACUUCAAGCAGUCCAAUGCCAUCAAUUACCACAAGGGUCUCAUCGAGGUAUAUUCCUUCUGAGGAAAUGCUUGAGGUUACUUCAGAAAACCAUUCCAAAACACCUAUUCCUGGAGAUAUCACCCGUCAAGUGGAUGUAAUUGCAAACAAUUCAGAGACACCCGAUCCCACAGUGCUCUCAUCGAGUUCUGUUCCAUCUGAGGAAGUGCUUCAGACUACUCCCAAGGACCAGUCUAAAUCCCCUAUCCCUGGAGAGCCUGGACUGCGAUCCUCGCCAAGGGUUGCCUCAGAGUAUAUUAUCACCUCGAUACAUGGUGUGACAGAAAGUGAUAUUGUUUCUAACUCAAGUGCAACUACUGACGCCGAUGUUGCCACAUAUUCUUCAACAUCAGUGGCAGUUCUUUUGACCACCAUAGGAGAGUUAGAUACUGUAUCGGAAACGCAAACUCGAUUACCUGAUGCAACCGUUUUGAAACCUACAACACUCAGACAAAUUGUAACCACUAAACAACCAGAUUUAUUUACGACUGUGAGUCAAGUAGAAACAACAGAAGCAGUAAGUGUCGAAUCGCUAGUCACUGGAUUUCCUGAGGUUACCGACUUGUCAACUGAGAUUUCGAAUACGGAAGUUUAUCAAACAAUGCAAACAUCCGCACCAAGUGCACAAUCCACAGUCUUGCCAACUGAGCAGCAGCCCUUGGAAAUAUCAACCAUGUCCGAUGGAGGUACUGAUGGGACGCCCUCUACGUUUGACCCUGUCAGUCUUGAACCAACUACGCAGGUAGACGAGCCGUCCUUCAAUACGACCGACGCGAGCAAUGUACCGACGACCACAGAAUAUCCGCUGGAGGUAGGUAGCAUUGGGGUUGUUACCGAAGCAGCAACACAGUUAGGCAUGACCGAUGAAACCGUUCCUGGCACCGAUAUGGACAUGGAAACUGAUCUCAUGACGGACAUGACUGAUGUAGCAGAAGGAACUGCUCCUUUAGAGCUUUGGACACAAGAAACAUCAUCAUCUGAAGAGAUGGAAUUCGUUGGCACUGACAAUACGUCAACCGAAUCAAUGAUAUACACGGAGGCUACUACAACUAUUGAAACACCAGCUGUUCCGGCUCCUUGUCUCUGCGAGGUUGAAACCGCCCUGUUGUCCGCGAGUGUGUGUCUCUGCAACACAUCCCUUGCUCUCUCCAACUUCACCUACCACGCCCACCUGGUCCGGCGUAACCAUGACAACAUGACCCAUCCCGAGACCCAGGUGCAUUCCUCCCUCAUCUCCUCCGGUUCGGGAUGUUGGAACAUCAGUGUUCCUCUAGGGGGCUCGUACAGGUUGGUGGUCACGGCUGAGGAUGGAUUAGGAAACAUCGCAAGUACUCCUUCAGCUUACUUCAUUAGUGGUCUAAUGCCGCCUUUCCUUUCCGUGAAGAAGGUACCAGGAGCCAUGCCCUCGCUUGAACUGUUCUGGCAGUUCCCGUACCCGACGUACGUGGAUUACGUCACAAUUUAUCGCAGCAGGGACAACGCGCCAGCGACAGAGCUCACGUGGAUGCGCGUCGACGAUGUGCGCACCACCGGACAAUUCACGUUCGUGACCAGUGGUCUUGGGUCCAUGUAUUCAGUGGCGGUGAAGGUUAACAGUGGGGCAGACGUCGUGUGGUCAAACUUCGAUUCUGUUGUUUUGCCGCCUCCACAUCCUGAGCAAGUCGGAGUAGCCAGUGUCACACCGGAGCUCCUCACUGUACAUUGGCCUCACGACACCACGUCAUGCCGUGGCAACUGUAGCUACCUCGUCCGAUACCAACAGACGUCCCCAUACCGCUACAACUCCUACCCAAUCCGGGAGCGUCACAUCUUUUGCCCGAAUCUCCUGCCUGCCCAACCCGCUCGCAGUACUAACCCCAGCUCAAUAAGCACCUGCACGGCAUACUUUCGUGAUCUGAUCCCUGGUGCUUUAUACGACAUAGACGUCUACGCGUCAAGUUAUAAUGUGCUCAGUGUAACAGCUGCGCAACUACGUCAGAGAAUACCCCCUACUCCUCCUGUGAACGUCACAGUCACAAACGUUACCGAGCAAUCCAUCACCAUAACAUGGCUGCCUGGCCCUGGCUACAGGACACGGUAUCACCUACAUGCUUUCGCGCCGAGCUACAAUGAAGAGGUUGGUCAAGUCCAUGGUGACGUCACAGAAUUUACAUUCCAUAAUCUCCUGGCGGGAACGAGAUACAUCAUCAGCAUAAGAGCGAGCGCAAACUCAACAGAAGGAGAGAUGGUCCUGGUAGGGGAGACUACAUCACCAACAAGGCCAGGACCAGUGGAACGACUUAGAUUGGAACCCCAGAUUGAUCACCGCCGGAUAAGACUGUCCUUCAUGUCCCCUAUGUGGCAUAAUGGGGUUCUUGAAGGGUACCAGGUGGAAUACAUUGGCCAUAGAAGUGGAAAUCGAACUUGUAACAGAGGCGAGAAGUACUUACCUGUUGCCGAGACGUCGGUUGUUAUUGAGGGACUAAAAGGCGGAUGCAACUAUACAUUUACGGUGAAAGCUCGGAAUGAGGUCGGACUCGGAGCAGGUGUUUCUGAUUGGAUUCUAACUGCAGUAACCAUUCCACAGGUCCCGGAUACGAGACCCCCACCUCCACCAAGCAAGACUAUCAAAUCAAGAAAUUUUGUCGUCAACUUUGACCCCUCUAUGUUUGAUGACGUCAACGGUGAAAUAACCCACGUCGUAGUCAUUGUUGCAGAAUCAAGUGCUGCUAAUGAGCCCACUCAGAGUAACAGUACUCCACCAAGGAUGCUCACUUGGGCAGAGGCUAUUUCUAAUGACGUUAUCCCUCCUUAUCAAAUCAGUGAUCCCAUAGCUCUGAGUGAUCUUGUGCAAGAUACACGUCGAAAAAGAAGUGUUGCAGACCCAACACAGACUGCACCUACCACUACACAGAUAUCCAUUGGUACAGAGGAGUGUUCAUAUGACAAAAAGGACGUGUACUGUAAUGGACCACUCAUCCAUGGAAGGUCUUAUGUAUAUCGUUUCCGUGGAAUAUCGCCAGGUGGUUAUGCAGACACAAGGAACUCGCUCCCAGUCUCAUUACCUGUUAGUCCACAUGGCGUGAUCAUUGGCAUAAGUACGGCUCUGUUUUCCCUGCUGGUCAUCGUAAUCAUUCUCUCUAUCGUCGUCAUUGUCAGGAAGUUCAGAGUUCAGAAAUGUCUGCGAGUUGUCCUCCAAUGCAAGCACAGACUGGAUGGUAGAGGUCGUUAUCUCCCGGCAAACAUGAAGGAUGUGGAGUUAACCCGUGUUGCAAACAAUACUCACACAAUGUCAAAACAAAAAUAUUCCAGACCUGUUCGUGUGAGUGACUUUACCCGUGACUGGUUUAGCAUGAAUGCAGAUAGCAACUAUGGUUACUCACAAGAAUAUGAAGCUAUUCGUAAAGUAGGACGGAAGAUGACAACGAACACCGCAGUCUCUCCAGCAAACGUGGGCAAAAAUCGCUACACCAAUAUUCUACCAUAUGAUCGUACAAGGGUGAAACUGAGUCCUGUUGAUGAUGAGGAAGGAUCUGAUUAUGUCAACGCAAACUAUAUACCAGGUUUCUCUUCACCGCGUGAAUACAUCGCUUGCCAAGGGCCACUCCCAGGCACCUCGGACGAUAUGUGGAGAAUGAUCUGGGAACAAAAUGUCACCACGGUCGUCAUGGUAACGCAACUGGUAGAGAAGGGCAAGGUAAAAUGUGACCAGUACUGGCCAGAUGACCACAUGCCUGUCUUGUAUGGUGACAUCCAGGUCACAAUGAACCAAACCAUCGAAGAAAAUGAUUGGAAUAUCAAAGAAUUCGCUGUUCAACAGAGAGACCAGCGGCGUUAUGUUCGACACUGGAACUUUCUCUCCUGGCCCGACCAUGGAGUACCAGAGUCAAGUCAAGCUCUUCUAGCGUUCAUCAGGAAGAUCAGAAGCACUAAACCACCCUCUAGUGCUCCUAUAGCGGUUCAUUGUAGUGCUGGUGUAGGACGUACCGGAACCUUCAUAGUCCUAGAUCACAUGUUACAACACAUGGAACAGUAUGACUUUGUUGAUGUCAUGGGUGUGGUCUGCGGGAUGAGGAUGCAUCGGAACUUCAUGGUCCAAACAGAGCAACAGUACGUUUUCAUUCAUCGGUGUCUGAUGGAUGUAAUAGAGGAGAGAGGCCUAGCACCUGUACCCCUGAUGAGUGGGAGCUUACCCUAAGAGGGGGGCAGAGUCGCACCCCUCCAACCCACUUCCCUCUGGUACUCAAAUCAUCUUAUCCGUAGACUCCAUCUCGUGUAGAUGUGAACUCGGACACCCAUGGGGUGAAACAUUUUUUUAUAUUGUAUGUAAAAAAAAUAUGUAUUUAAAUAAACAUGACCUUAAAAAGUUCAAAUUAUCGCAUUUUUAGCAGGAUAUAAGAUAUCCUUCUCUAUAUUUUGUUUCCC